UGACAAUUUGUUCCCACUGUUUCUGGAGUACAUCCAGAUGCAAAUCAUAUUUAAGAAACCUAUCCUUUAAAAUGAAACAAUUAAAACAUUUCCUUUUAUAUUUUAUUCUGAUAAAUAUUUUAAAGUUUAGUUUCAGUUUAUAUGAGUGCUACAUAUCAGGUAUAUUCAUUAGACAUGAAAGAAAUAAGCUUACAAAAAGGACUGUUGACAAGUAGGUGAGCACGUCUACAGUAUUCUUCCAGGUUUUGAUCAAACCACGCCAGUGACACCACCUCAUAUGACCUAAAUCAAUUUCCGCAUGAGUAACAGCCACUGAUCCAAUGAAACAGCCAUGCUGCUGGACUGAAAACACUGCUGGGAAGUGUGUGUGUGAGUGUGUGUCCAUCUGUCUGUUAGCAGGCUUGUCUUUGAUUAAGACAAGGCACCGUUUCACAAUAAAACAGGUUAAGAGCCCGUUUCUCAUCCUCAUUCUAUCUUGAGUAAACAGCAUUGUUGCCCAGAACAAACUCCACCUCAAGGCAUAAAGUAAAUUGGAUAUUUGCCCAGACUGACUCAAUUUCAUUGUUGGACAUUUUCUGGUGUAAACAGGUGUAAAGAAAAAUUGUUGGCUAGUAGAUUAAUAUGUUGGUGACCAGUCACAUCCUUUGAGAUAUCAAGUGGCAGAGCUUAUAAUUCUGAUCUGUAGGUAAAUGGGAAGUAAAAGGAGGAUGCACGUGACAGAAAAAAAGAGAUUUGAUUUCACUUCUCCUUUUCCACUCAGUGUUUUAGUUUAGUCUAACAGUAACAGAAGUUAUUUUACAGAAACACCAGAACUAAAACUGGUCCACUGUCUACAGAGAAGAGAAUUUUAUGAUACGCAUUUGCUUGCGCUAGUGUACCAUUUUUAACAUUUUCUUUUUUUGUUUUUGCAUACAUUUUUCAUGUUUCUCUAAGGAUCUGAAAUGCAUUUAUUUUUCCACGUUUCUAUAUUUUGAAGAUCUGCAAAUGCAGUAUUUUACAAACCCUGCAAAAUUUGAGUACUUUGCUACUAUAAAUCAAAAGGAGGGACUGCAGAACAUCAAUCAAUUAAAAUUUCAUUAAGAAACAGCACUUCAUUGGAAAAUACAUCUACCAUCAUACAGAAAAACUAUGAGGGCUGUUACAGUCAUCUGGGCAGCAGUCAUGUUGGUGGGACUUCAGCAGGAUGUUCUAACUCUGGACAACAUUGUCGUGCUCUCAUCUAAAAAUCUUUCCUCUGUCCCAAAAGACCUGCCACAGACAGUUGAGUUUUUAGACCUUUCAUGCAACCACAUUCAACAACUUCAUCGUGGAGACUUUAAAAAAACCACACUCCUUAAGUUUCUCAACAUGUCAUGGAAUGCUUUAGAGAUCAUUGACCCUUUGACAUUUCUCAACACACCGCUACUGAAGGAUCUGGACUUGUCCCACAACAAUCUGGAAAACCUCCUGGGUCAGCAGUACCUGACUCAUACGGGAAACCUUGUAAAUUUAAAUUUGGCCCACAACCGAUUUGUCAAAAUGACACUUGGGCGCGAGUUCAGUACCCUGGUUAAACUGAAAAGAUUGGCAGUCGGAGCAACAAACAUCAGUAUGGGUGAUUUUAAGCAAAUUACAGGAGUGAAGCUAUGGACACUGACCUUUUCCCUUAACAAUGAAUUUAAAUAUGAAACAGGAAGUCUGACAGAUGUUCAUGCACUAAGGUUUCAGAUAUGCUUCCUUAAAAAUCAAAAAAUCAAUAACAAUCUGAUUUCUGAUGCCCUGUCACUCUUUGAUGAGGUGGAGCUGACGAAUUUGACAGAUGGCUACACGGAUCUAAGUACAUUACUGAGUCAGAGAAAGAAAACCCGCACAUCACAUCUUUAUCUCAGCAACAUACUCAUCAAGUGGAAAGACCUAACUCACUAUGUGAAUGUGGUUCUGCAAAGCUCUGUUACUCAUCUAUCUGCCUCUGAUGUUGUCAUGACCAAUUUGCCUCGAAACGAUACUGAUGUCAUCAGAACAUCUAAGAUGAAAUCCUUCACAGCCAGAAGAGCCAUUGUGGCGUCUUUCUUUUUUUCACAGGAGGCAGUUUACAACUUUUUUAUCAACAUGCCAGUGGAGAGUUUGGCAAUCGUGGAGACUUCAAUUAUACACAUGACAUGCCCUAAAUCACAAAGUCCAAUUCGCCAUCUUAAUUUCUCCUAUUGUGCUCUCUCUGACACCAUCUUCUCCAGAGUGGAGCAGCAAAAGACUCUUGAAUGUGAGAAUUUGGACAGUGUGUUGACAUUGACUCUGGUAGGUAACAACCUUAAGAGCCUUCAGUUGCUCAGCAGACGUCUCCAAUACAUGAGGUCCCUGCAGAAUCUAGACCUCGGUCUCAACUCUCUUGUUUAUGAUGGACUGGUAGAGUGUGUCUGGCCACCAAACAUCACCAAUAUGACCCUUUCAUCCAAUAGCCUGACUGACUCUGUUUUUAAAUGUCUCCCAAAGGGAACAAAGAUUUUGAACCUCCAAAACAACCACAUAUCUGUGAUCCCACCAUCAGUCAUGAAACUGAAAAACCUUUCAUCGCUAAACCUUAAUUCCAACAGGCUGCGGGACCUGCCAGUGUGUAAUGGUUUCCCCAUACUGAAUGAGCUUCUACUCAGGUCAAACUCUCUUCAUGCUCCAUCUGUCAACAAGUUGGAGAGCUGCCGCCACUUGAAAACCCUGGAUGUCAGUCACAACCCUUUCACAUGUACUUGUGCUCUGAGAGAUUUCAUAAUUCUCGGCAUUCGCUCUGAAAUACACAGUCCCACAGGAAUUGAACUGAUGAGCUGGCCAUCACACUAUUACUGCAAUUACCCAGAGAACUGCAGAAACUCCACCUUGAAAGACAUUUCAAUCCCAGAGGUCUCAUGCAAUGUUGGGCUUUUAGCUGCAACAAUCCUGUGCCCAACAGUGUUGGUUAUUAUUGUAACUGUGUCUCUGUGCCACUAUCUAGAUGGUCCAUGGUACAUGGGCAUGAUAUGGCAAUGGACCAGAGCUAAACAUCGUGCAAAAACACGACACAUUCGACCAGAAGACUUGGUGGGUGUUGAGUUUCAUGCUUUUGUUUCUUUCAGUCAACAUAAUGCUGACUGGGUGCAUAACUUCCUACUUCCAAACCUCGAAGGCCAAGCAGGAGGGCUCAGAAUCUGCCAUCAUGAGAAUCACUUUUUGCCAGGAAAGACAAUUAUACAGAACAUCAUCAGCUGUGUGGAGAGAAGUAGACGCUCUGUGUUUGUGCUUUCUGCUCAUUUUGUCAAGAGCGACUGGUGUCAUUAUGAGCUGUACUUUGCCAGCCACCAACGGCUUGCUCGGGGUUCAGACAGCGUUGUUCUUGUACUGCUUGAGCCACUGCCUCAAUAUCUGAUUCCAUCCAAAUACUACCAACUGAAGACCAUGAUGAGUAGGCACACAUACUUGGAGUGGCCCCAGGACAGAGCCAAGCACAGACUGUUCUGGGCCAACCUCAGAGCGGCUCUUCAGACAGAUCUGCCAAAUGCACCAGUACCAGAGCUGGUUGAUUAACUGAGAGGAAGAAGAAAAAAGACGAA
Sphaeramia orbicularis (orbiculate cardinalfish) is the source of this 3557-nucleotide messenger RNA. RefSeq names its product toll-like receptor 1 (gene tlr1). Gene Ontology annotation, biological process: inflammatory response; toll-like receptor signaling pathway; immune response. The record is from RefSeq and is a predicted model, not a curated record. Gene Ontology annotation, molecular function: transmembrane signaling receptor activity; protein binding. Lineage: Eukaryota; Metazoa; Chordata; Actinopteri; Kurtiformes; Apogonidae. The coding region runs from base 1129 to 3531 and encodes 800 amino acids. The transcript is spliced from 2 exons. Gene Ontology annotation, cellular component: plasma membrane.